GCGUAACUGUAAGCACGCAAACGAACACACACACACACACAUACACACACUCACGUACGCAUUAGCACGAGCACGAGCAGAGCCGAGUCGAGCCCGCGACGAGCAGUGCAGCACAAGCAAAAGAGUUUUUUGUGUUUGUUAUUGUUAACAUUAACAUUAACAUUAACAUUUAAUACCGUCACACAAAUAUUACUUGGCGAAACAGCUGAGCCGGCCCAACAUUGUGUGUUGGGUUCCCCUGGCACUUGUUGUUGUUGCUGUUAACGAUUAACGGUCAAUGGUUAACACUCGAUUGUUUGUUUUUAUUUUUUUCCUGUGACUGUGCCAUACAAACACCCCUCCUCACACCAAAAGUGCAUUUCCCACAAAAAAAAGUGUCGAAAUUAGCAGAUCGUCAAAGCAAAUCAACCUCUAAAGCACUUGACAGCCAAUAAGCCAAGGAGAAUUAUCGGAAAGUUGCCGACUGCAUCCCACUAUCAUGGAUAAGUCUAACCUGACGGAAAAGAAUCGCAUUCAUGUGUACAAUGACACCACAAAACCCAAGAAGCCCAAGAGGCGGGAUAAGAGUGAUCUAGGACCGAAUUUUGUGGCUCCCGAUGGAGGCUGGGGAUGGGUGGUUUGCCUGGCAGCUGGUUUGAAUAAUUUCUUCCUGUUCCCAGCUCUGCAACAAUAUGGUCUCAUCUAUCGAGUGCGAAUGCAUUCCCUGGGCUUUGAUGCCAAACAGACCACCACCAUAGUCAAUGUGGUGAUGGCCAUAUCCUCGUUAGUAGGCAUUGUCAAUGGAGCCAUGUUCCGGCGUUUUACCUUCCGUCAGGUGGCUCUCACAGGCACCACGUUGGCCUUCGUGGGCAUUUUUCUCUCUGCCUUUUGUACCAACUUUUGGCAAUACAUCAUCUGCCUGUCGGCCAUCUAUGGCAUUGGUCUGGGUCUGGCCAUGGCAGCCACCUCGUUGGCCGUGAAUACAUACUUUAAAUUGAGACGACGUCGUGCCACCGGAUUCUCGUGGACAAUCACGGGAUUGGGACCGAUCUUCUUUCCGCAAGUGUCCACCUUCCUGCUGGACUACUAUGGGGCCCAGGGUAGUAUUUUGAUCUAUGCCGGCAUUGCCAUGAAUGCUGUGCUUUGUGCUCUAACCCUGCAGCCAGUGUUGUGGCAUGUUAAGAAGCCCGAAAAGGCCGCCCUUCAGGUGGCCAUGGAGGGUGAACCGGAUAAGGAUCAACCGGAGCAGUUGAUGGAAGCGAAUGGUAAUCUGCUGACACCUGCCAAUGAUCCAUGGAAGGACUACGAGUGCAAAUACUGUCAGUAUCAGAAGCGUGGCAAACGUGGCAUCUUCUCCUCGCAAUAUCUCUUCAAUGUGGAUGAUCCCGAGCGACCGGGUUAUGAGAUUACUGAACCCGGAACCCCUAUGCUGGCUCGGGCCAACGAUGGUUGGUUUGGCUCCAAGUUAUCCCUAACAUCGGAGCAUACUGGCGGAGCUCGUUAUAGGACGCGACAGGCUCUGAUGCGUCAGGUUUCGUCCAGGAGUCGCGAGAAUCUGGAGCGCUUGGAGUCGCCAAGGGAUCAGGAGCAACAGGAUCAGGCUACCGCCGGUGCACCUCUCUAUAAACCCAACUACUUUAACCGCGAACGUGAGGAUAUGGAUCGGUAUGCCAGUAAGACGAGUGUCUACUCACGACCUGGCCAGGAGGAGCUCUUGCGGUGCACCUGUGCCGAGGAUAAGGCUUUGCUACAGAAAACCGCCGAGGCUUUGCAGCUGGAACAGAUGGGAGAUCAGGAUCAGGAAGUGAUGGCCGAAGAGGAGGCCAAGCGACGCAUGACCUUCUUCCAGAAGGUGAGCAAGUUCUUUGACCUGGACUUGCUAAGGGAUUUCACCUUCGUGAAUCUGGCAGUUGGCAUGAGCAUCAUGAUGUUUGGCGAGAUGAAUUUCUCAGUGCUUACGCCUUUCAUACUGAAUAGUUUUGGUUACUCGGAUACACAGAUUUCGCUGGUGAUGUCCCUGCUGGCCUGCAUGGAUAUCUCGGUGCGUUUCCUGGCUCCGCUAGCUUUGGAGAAGGUUAAACUGGACAAUCGAGUGCUUUUUGCCUUUGGUAUUCUCUGCAUUGCUGUGGGUCGUGUGGUGGUUUCAUUUACCAGCUCAUAUGAGGUGAUGAUUGGUGUUUUCCUGCUAAUUGGUUUUGGCAAGGGUUUCCGUACCAUUUUCUCGCCGCUGAUUAUACCCAGCUAUGUGCCACUGAAUCGUUUGCCCGCAGCCUCGGGUCUUCAGUUGAUCUUUAAUACCAUGUUCUCCUUUGCCAUGGGUCCCAUUUUGGGCAUCUUAACGGAGGCCUUUGGCUAUGCCGCCACCAUUCAUACCAUCAAUGCUUUGACCUGUUUGGCCCUGCUUCUUUGGCUUACGGAAUCCGUGGUUCGUCGCAUUCUGGGACGACCCUCAAAGGGUCUGGGACAGUAAAUGUCUUUCAAUUUGAACUACAAUUUGUGUGCAUAGUAUUACUUGAGGAUACUUAGUAAUGAUACCUAAGAAAUUAACUCUUAAUUAGCUUUUAAUAUAGCUUAAUGGGCAUCUUUUUUUCUGUGCUUGAUACUCUUGAUACUAGAUACUAUGGAAAGUACUUAGUGAUACGUGAUAAGUGUAUUUUGUUCUACAAUUAAUUGUGGAAAUUGUGUGUGCGUGUAUGUAAUUUGAUAAGGGAGAUUUAAUAAUUUAAAUAUAAAGAAAUCAAGGCUAAUUGAAAACACUUUCAGCUUAGUCUUUAUACCCAAAGUAAUCCAGUUUGCAAAAUAAACAAAAAUGAAGCCAGUUUAAAGUCAAAAGUCUGUUAUGGAAAGUAAAUCAAGUACUUAAAGCUUAAACUUAAACUCACUCUAAAUGAAAGUUGUCUAGAAAUUAAAGUAGUUCCUUGCAAAGUCUUGACUUUCUUCUUGUAAUCGAUGUCGCUUUAAAAUCCCAACCUUAAGAUAGUUUUAAGUAUAGAAAUAAAGCAGAGUAAUCCAAGGAAAGUUAGUAAAUAUCAUCAAGACCCGAAAACAGUGUGCAAAAAAUGUUACGUGAAUAAGGGAAUUUUUUUCGUAGCUUAAGAAAAUAAUUUAAAAAGUAAACAUACAUCUAUUU
Messenger RNA from Drosophila serrata, 3109 nucleotides. It is a transcript of the gene out, whose product is annotated as outsiders. Gene Ontology annotation, molecular function: monocarboxylic acid transmembrane transporter activity. The record is from RefSeq and is a predicted model, not a curated record. Gene Ontology annotation, biological process: monocarboxylic acid transport; transmembrane transport. Lineage: Eukaryota; Metazoa; Arthropoda; Insecta; Diptera; Drosophilidae.